This is a messenger RNA of Monodelphis domestica (gray short-tailed opossum), 4437 nucleotides long. It is a transcript of the gene SEPHS1, whose product is annotated as selenophosphate synthetase 1. Gene Ontology annotation, cellular component: cytoplasm. Gene Ontology annotation, biological process: L-selenocysteine biosynthetic process. Lineage: Eukaryota; Metazoa; Chordata; Mammalia; Didelphimorphia; Didelphidae. The record is from RefSeq and is a predicted model, not a curated record. Gene Ontology annotation, molecular function: selenide, water dikinase activity; ATP binding.
AAUCCUGCUAGGGCGUCCCGGGGAGCGUGGCGCGCGCGGCUCCCGGGCGCCUCCCGUUCCACCCCCUUCCCCCCACUCUCAACACCCCUCCCGGAUAAAUGCACACCCUUACACAGCCGCCUCCUCCUCACCGACCCUUCUGGAUGCCCACAAAGGGUUAACUCUGUCCCCCGCGUGACACUUGCUCUUGUUAGCUGGUUCCCCCCAAAACGGCCCUUCGCACCCCCCGCCCCCACCGGGUGAUAGGAGGGGAGGGGGAGGGUCACCCCUGGCGCGCGCUCCCUCCCUUAUGGUGGCGGCGGUGGUCUGCGAGGAGGUGGGGGAGAGGAUGUCCUAGCGGAAAGUGCCCGCUCCCCCCCUCCCCCGCCCGCCGCACAAAGAGCGCCGGCGGCGGCCGAGGCCUGAUUUGCCUUUAAAGGUUGCGGCUUGGCGUUUAAGGUGUCCCAGAGACGCGUCUCUGCGUCCGCAUGGAGAGCCCGGCCGCCGCCACCGCCUCGCACCCGCGUGCUGGUGCCCGCUCCAUUGUUUAUUUCCCGGGGUUCGGGGGGAGGUAGGUUGAGGCAGCGGCCGCCGGUUCCGUGCGCCUUCCUCAUCCCUCAAUUCCCCCCCACACACACACACUUGGCACUUUUUAAAUACUUCUACUUGCUUGAGGAGGAAAGGGUUAAACUUCAUCUCUACAUAUUCAUGUCAUUGUUUUAAAGUAUAGUAAACAUCUGAGGGGCGGAGAGUGGCGGGAGACAGCAUAGCCUCUUGUUAAGCAAAUUGACUUUCACCUCCCCCGCCGCCUGAAUUACCCGUUUCCCUGAUUGUCCCCUGAUCUUUUCCAAUCAACAACCCCCCCCAAUGGGAAUUUCCUGUUUUCCCCUACCUAGAACUCUGGUGGUUCAGAUACUAAUUCUAGUUUGAAUGGGAGAACUCUUGAGCUUCGAGAUAAGCUUGCUGGUACUCUCCUAACUUUUUCACUUUAAAUCCAGUGAGGUGGCAUGCAAAUGCUGGGUGGACCAGCAAGAAACCAACAGACUAGAGGAGGGGGGAAAAAAGACUAAACCGUGAGUGUGUGUGCCUCAGAGCCAUGUCUGUUCGGGAAUCCUUUAACCCAGAAAGUUAUGAAUUGGACAAGAGUUUCCGGCUAACCCGAUUCACUGAACUGAAGGGCACAGGCUGCAAGGUGCCGCAAGAUGUCCUGCAGAAAUUGCUGGAAUCCUUACAAGAGAAUCACUUCCAGGAAGAUGAACAAUUUUUGGGGGCAGUUAUGCCAAGGUUAGGCAUUGGAAUGGACACCUGCGUUAUUCCUUUGAGACAUGGUGGUCUUUCCUUGGUUCAGACCACAGAUUACAUUUAUCCUAUUGUGGAUGAUCCAUAUAUGAUGGGCCGGAUAGCCUGUGCCAAUGUUCUAAGUGACCUUUAUGCCAUGGGCGUCACGGAAUGUGACAACAUGUUGAUGCUUCUUGGAAUUAGUAAUAAAAUGACAGACAGGGAAAGGGACAAAGUGGUGCCCCUAAUUAUACAGGGUUUUAAAGAUGCAGCAGAAGAAGCAGGAACAUCUGUAACUGGUGGCCAAACAGUAUUGAAUCCCUGGAUUGUGUUAGGUGGAGUUGCUACAACAGUCUGUCAGCCCAAUGAGUUUAUCAUGCCUGAUAAUGCAGUACCAGGAGAUGUGCUUGUGUUGACAAAACCCCUAGGAACACAAGUAGCUGUAGCUGUGCAUCAGUGGCUGGAUAUUCCAGAAAAAUGGAAUAAAAUUAAGCUUGUGGUCACCCAGGAAGAUGUGGAACUGGCAUAUCAAGAAGCAAUGAUGAACAUGGCAAGGCUCAACCGAACAGCUGCUGGACUUAUGCACACUUUUAAUGCGCAUGCAGCCACGGAUAUCACAGGGUUUGGGAUCUUGGGCCACGCACAGAACCUUGCUAAACAACAGAGGAAUGAAGUGUCCUUUGUUAUCCACAACCUUCCAGUGUUGGCCAAGAUGGCUGCUGUUAGUAAGGCCUGUGGAAACAUGUUUGGCCUUAUGCAUGGAACCUGCCCAGAAACAUCAGGAGGCCUUCUGAUCUGUUUACCACGUGAGCAGGCAGCUCGUUUCUGCGCAGAAAUUAAGUCCCCCAAAUAUGGGGAAGGUCACCAAGCAUGGAUUAUUGGGAUUGUAGAGAAAGGCAAUCGUACAGCCAGAAUUAUAGACAAACCUCGGAUCAUUGAAGUAGCACCACAAGUGGCCACCCAAAAUGUGAAUCCCACGCCUGGUGCCACCUCUUAAUCUAGACAAAAAUAGUUAUUUGGUUUUGUUUUUAAAUAGAUCUAUUCCUUUUAUCAUCAUUACAAUUAAAGACUGUAAAAAAAAUCUCAUUGUGUCUACACAUCUGGUGACCUUAGGUCAAUUUGUGAGUGGAUACAAUUAAUAAAAUAAAAUCCAUUGCCUUUUUUUCCUGUUACAUUAACUGAAGAUGCACCUAAUCUUGAGGCAGCUUCUGAGUUGAGAAUUAUAUUGUUAUCCAAUACUGUUGAUUCAUUUUGAAUCUUUAGACACUUAUCUCUCGCCGCAUAGGCUCUUUUUAAAGGUGCUUUCACAUAGCACAGACAUUACCAGUAGUAGUGUCAUUUAGCAGUUUGUGUCUUCAUUACAUGUAUAUUUAUCAUUAUAAGUCUAAUAAUUUUUCGAUGUCUUGAAUGGUAUUCUGGAAAGGCAGAAUGGGUAGAUGACACAAUGGGUAUACCCAAUAGUAGUAAGAGGGUUGCAUGAUUACUUUCAGUCUUUGAUUUGUAAAGUCUAGUCUUAUGAUCCAAGAGCAUCUCUCCGACCCUAGACUUAGUAGUGCACUCAGUUAAAUAAGGCAAGUGCUUCAUUCUGCAUGGAAAGCACUUUGAAGUUGAAGGAGAAAUUUUCAUUUCAUUAUUUGUAGACCUUAUAAUAUUUACUGUAAUAUCAAUAAUUGUUUUCUUUCUUAAAAGGGGGGGGAAUUGCUAACUUUUUGCAAUGUAAUUGGAUGUGCUAUAGUGCAGCAAAGAAUUGCCGACCAAAAGGGGAUUAAUGUAUAAUAUUCAUUUACAAUUCAGUAUAUAAUUAACUACACAAAUAAUUUUUAAAUAUAAUCAAUAAUAAAAAGACUGUUCUGUGGAUGGUAGUGUUUAAUACAUUUUAUAUUUUGUAUAGUGGUUACAGACCUUUGUUUUCUUAAAAAUCAGCAGCUGUUUAGCAUAAUUCCUAGCAUUAUUUUGUCCUCUCCAUUACUUUUUUGUGCACGCUUUUUGUGAUCUGUGUUAAAAAUCUACAUUGCCAACAUUGCAGCUUGAACUUAAAACUUGUUAUUCAAAUAAAUAUUUAAUUUUUUUUAUUGCUCUUGUAUAAGCAGAUGCCCUUUUUAGUUUUGUUUGGAGGGAGUUGGGAGGGUUUUGUUUAAAAUCUAGUUCCCUCCAAUAAAUUAUAUUUUAGUUUUAUAGAAGUUUUAAAUUUUAUGUGAGCCAUUUGUUCUUUGAUUAAAUAUUAGACUUCAAGGAUAAGGGCAUCAUCUUUUUUUUAAAAAAGUAUUGUAUGUAUUUCCUGAAAACAGAUUUCCUUGUGUUAGAAUUUCCUAAUCAGUAAUAGCACAAGAGGAUUGAAUCUUGAAGUGUGUAUCUUUCUGAAUGAAGCAUCAGCAAGUCUUUGGAAACAACCUGCUCACAAGCACCACAGACCUUUUCAGAGAAUACCACUUCCAGUCACAUAAGCUGUGGAACUGUCCUCCUUCAAAGAAAAUAAGGGUGGCUCAUACAGGUAUAACAGUGGAACUCUAGCCAGAAUUCUAGUGUACAGAGCUCAUAUUAACUGGAGUUGUUUCAUCUAAAUGUAUGCACAUAUUGUCAUGAAUUGUUUCAUAUCAAAAACUAGACAGAUAAGUGGCCUUCUCAAAAAAUGGUGCUAGAACUCAGAUAAAACCUGAACAUUUUCAAACCCUCGCCCUUCAAAAAAAGAAUAUGAUUGAUUCCUAAAUAGGAAUUGCUCUUAAAAUGAAAGCUUUCUGUAAUCAAUCCUGAUGUUUUUAAUUUGUGGCAAGCUUUCUUUGAAGGCAAGAGCUAACAACUUCAUGAGAUGGUUCAGGUUAUCUUACAAGUUAAAUGAAGGUGAAUACUUUGAAGUCUGAUUAAUGCUGGUUUCGAAGAAAAGUUCUUGCAGAAAUGUUGUUGGAGGAAGAUAGGGAAAACUUAGAAGUAAAUCAAAAUGUACAAGGUCUAACAAAAUACUUGGAGCUUGAUGGCUUUUGAUUUUUUAAAAUUCUAUGACCUUCUUGUACAACAGCCCUAUUUGAUAUCUGGGCAAUUUGUCUUAGCAGCCAUGUCUGGAAUGUUGAAAUGAUAACUGAAGAAAUCAAGUAGCUCGAAUUGUAUCAGUUUUUAUGCACAAACAACCUGGCCUUUCUGGUGUAAAUGUGCCUUUAAUAAAUAAAUAUAUUGCAUAUACUUCAA